CUGUUAUUCCCAGGGUCCUUCCUUUCAUCGGAUAAUGUCAGCUCCAGUCCUGGAUGCUGGUUUUCAGACGCCGGUGACAUUUGAGGACGUAGCCGUGUACCUGACACGGGAGGAAUGGAAACUCCUGGGUCCGAGCCAGCGGGACCUGUACAGGGACACGAUGUUGGAGAAUUACAGGCACGUCGUCUCGCUGGGAUAUCCAGCGGCCAAACCGGCUGUGAUAGCCCAGCUGGAGCGAGGAAUGGAGUUGUGCUUCCGGAAUCUGCCCUCCACUAAAGGUAGAAGGCACCUGAGGGAUGCUUGCAGAAGAGGUGAGAUAAGGAGACCGGAACAGAUCAUCCCCCAAGUCAGAGAAUCACCGGGAGCGAUAUCGAGGAGCCUCAAGGAGGAUGGUCCUGGGGACCCCGAAUUUGGAGAAAGCUCUGGAGGUGGGUCAAGAAGCCAGCCUGAAGGGAUGAGACUGUGGAAUUACUGUGCGUUAAACCGAAAGAGGAAAGGCUGUGGACGGGCGGAGGGCUCUGUCCUGAGCUCAGCCGUGAGAGAGAGCUCUUAUAGGGACGAUGAAUGCAGCAGAAACUCUCAAAAGAAGCCCUGUGAAUGUAAAACAUGUGGGAAAACCUUCAGCAAGAACUCCAAACUAAUUGAACAUCAGAGAACUCACACGGGCGAGAAACCCUACGUUUGCCAAGAAUGCGGACGAGCCUUCUCCCGAAGAUCAAGCCUGAUGAAGCAUCAGAGAACUCACACCGGAGAGAGACCCUACUUUUGCCAGGAAUGUGAGAGGACCUUCAGUGAAAGAAUCAACCUGAUUUCCCACCAGAGACUUCACGCUCGAGAGAAAUGCUAUAAAUGUGGCCAGUGUGAGAGAACCUUCAGUUGGAGGUCCCAACUGAUCACACAUCAGACGGUCCACACUGGGAAGAAGCCCCCGAAAUGUGACACGUGUGGAAAAGUCUUCAGUCAGAUGGCCUCCCUCGUUCGCCACCGGGUGAUUCACACUGGAGAGAAACCUUAUGUUUGUAAGGAGUGUGGAAAAGCCUUCAACCGGCGCUUCAAUCUUCUCUGCCACCAGAGAAUCCACACAGGAGAGAAACCCUAUGAAUGUAAGAUAUGUGGGAAAAGCUUCAAAUAUCACUCAUCCCUGAAUGAACAUCGGAAAACCCACAGUCGUUAGAAAUAGUACUUAGACUGUGAGCCCCGUGAAGGAUAGAGACUGUGCUGGAUCUAUUUUGUACCUACCCCUCGUGCUUAGU
Molecule: messenger RNA, 1253 nt
Organism: Ornithorhynchus anatinus (platypus)
Lineage: Eukaryota; Metazoa; Chordata; Mammalia; Monotremata; Ornithorhynchidae
Product: zinc finger protein 184-like
Exons: 4
Coding region: 35-1174 (379 amino acids)
Biological process (GO): negative regulation of transcription by RNA polymerase II
Molecular function (GO): DNA-binding transcription repressor activity, RNA polymerase II-specific
Source: RefSeq, a predicted model, not a curated record